AUGACUUCCACUGGAAUGAACAUGAUGAGCAGGAUCAUCUUCUACGAGGAGAGGAACUUCCAGGGUCGUUCCUAUGAGUGCAUGAGCGACUGCCCAGACAUGUCCUCCUACCUGAACAGGUGUCACUCCUGCAGGGUGGAGAGAGGCUGCUUCGUGGUGUACGACCGCAACAACUACAUGGGCAACCAGUACUUCAUGAGGAGGGGCGAGUACGCCGACUACAUGAGCAUGAUGGGCAUGAGCGAAUGCAUCAGGUCCUGCCGCAUGAUCCCAAUGCACAGGGGAUCCUUCAGGAUGAAGAUCUAUGAGAGGGAGAACUUCGGCGGUCAGAUGCACGAGCUGAUGGAGGACUGCGACAGCGUCAUGGACCGUUACCGCAUGCCCCACUGCAUGUCCUGCAACGUGAUGGACGGCCACUGGCUGAUGUACGAGCAGGCCCACUUCAGAGGCAGGAUGAUCUACAUGAGGCCUGGCGAGUACAGGAACUUCUCCCAGAUGGGCGGCAGCGGCAUGAGGUUCAUGAGCAUCAGGCACAUCAACGACUCCUGCUAUUAA
Molecule: messenger RNA, 555 nt
Organism: Labrus bergylta (ballan wrasse)
Lineage: Eukaryota; Metazoa; Chordata; Actinopteri; Labriformes; Labridae
Product: gamma-crystallin M2-like
Biological process (GO): visual perception; lens development in camera-type eye
Molecular function (GO): structural constituent of eye lens
Source: RefSeq, a predicted model, not a curated record